Myiozetetes cayanensis is the source of this 3381-nucleotide messenger RNA. RefSeq names its product microfibril associated protein 5 (gene MFAP5). Gene Ontology annotation, biological process: embryonic eye morphogenesis. The record is from RefSeq and is a predicted model, not a curated record. Gene Ontology annotation, cellular component: microfibril. The coding region runs from base 359 to 859 and encodes 166 amino acids. The transcript is spliced from 11 exons. Lineage: Eukaryota; Metazoa; Chordata; Aves; Passeriformes; Tyrannidae.
ACCUCCCAUCUGCUCCCAGCUAUUUUAUUUAUCCAUUUACUUAUUUAGACUCUUUGUUUUCAAAGAAAAAUAUGUUUCUGCCAACAUUCCAGUGAGGGCGACUGGGCGACUGAAAGGAAACCAAGGAGACAGAGAGAAUGCCAGAGCAACUUGUGAAGGUGCUGUUGAGGUUGAUAAAGAAUGGUUGCUGUUUUCAUCUCUUUAAAACUGAGAAAUUGUAUUUUUGAAGACAACCAAAAGGAGAAUGUAUUCUGGGUGUGGCUGCAUGUGAUUUACCCAAUAGCCAAAGUGGGGGGGACGCCGAAGGGGAAAGACAGAGCGUUUUCUGCUGAAGGGAGUGGAAGCUGAGGGCUGCAGGAUGAAGAACUCUGGAACCUGUACACUGCUGUGUCUCUUGGCACUCUUCUUGUCCCCAGCUGACUGGUUUCCAUGGGUGGUCAAUGGGCAAGAACCAGAAACUGCAACUGGUGAUGUUACCCCUGCCUCUCUUCUCAGCAGCCCUGCUGCAGCCGACACACCACCUGAGGUUCUUCCUACCAUUCAGUCUGACAGUGAAACUGCAACAGCUUCAUCAGACUGUCGUGAAGAAAAGUUUCCUUGCACGCGCCUGUACUCUGUUCACAAACCAGUAAAGCAGUGUAUCAGCUACCUCUGUGUUACAAGUGUGCGGCGCAUGUACAUAAUAAACAAGGAGGUGUGCUCUCGCAUUGUCUGCAAGGAGAAUGAGGUCAUGCAAGAUGAGAUCUGUCGCCAGCUGGCUGGCCUUCCUCCUCGACGUCUGCGCCGAUCUGGGCAACCCCUGCCUCUCCCUUGCAGACAGCUUCUGGAGCAGCAGCGUGGAAGGCCUGACGCUCUCUGAACUCCCAACAGUAGGAGAGGAAAAGGAAGGGAGAGAAGAGAAAUCCUCAUCCACUACCUACCCGAGACAAGUCCUUCUUGUUUGUGAUUUCCCCACCAUUUUCUUGCUUCUAUGCCUUCCCCUACAUCCUCUUCUUCGGGUGCUGCAGUACACAGAGUACUCUGCUAGUCUGUUAUGGUGGCUCUUAUCUUUAAAAUCUGUUGCUGAGGAUAUAAGAUGCUCUCUCCUUUCCUCUCUGUCUGGCAGGCCACGAGCUACUCAUUUCCCAGAGGUCCUUAUGAAUGUGCUGCAUCUUCUCUUGCUUUGUCCCUGGAGGGAUAUUUUGCAUGGGGACAGGAUGUAGUCCUUUCCAAUGGUACAGAUGCCCUAAUCUGCAUUUCACAUGGAGGAGUACAAACUAGGACUAAGCCCUAGGAUUCCUGCCCUAUAUUUCUUGCAAUGGCAUCAGUAUGAGCUCCAAUAUUGUUAGUCAGCCUGAGCCUCUCUGAUUCUCCCGAACCACUGCGUUUGUUGUGUGAUAGCACAAUCUCCUCCUUGUGUCUGCUGGCAUGAGAGAAGUGAUAGAAAUGGUAGAUGAGCUAUCCUGAACCCAACGCACACCUCACUGUCCCUGGAUAGCAACAGAUCAUUUAUAACUCCCUCUGGGAAGUUCUUUGUCCCAAGCCCAUUGCCUCCCUCACACACAACUGCUACCAAGAGGAAGAAUUCUGGAUUUAGUAUGGCAUUGUAUUUUUCUCAAGAAGAUUAUGUUGGAACAGAGUGCUAUCUCUUACACUCCCUCCUCUCCUCUCCCCUAUUCUUGUCCCUCCCUUCCCAUUGAAGACAUCCCUUGAUGUCCAUUCCAGGCAAGUUCCAAGGAGCAGUAAUGGCUGUCUCCACUCCUAAGCCUAAGAAAGCCCAUGAAGAACCUGUGUGUCCUGACAGUAUGGGGAACUUGCAAUGAAUUAGCUAGUACUGGUGUCUUGUCUUGGUCUGGCUACCUCCACACUCUCCAGUUGCUGAGCCUGCUUUCAAUAUCUCCACUUGAGUUCCUACCUCCUGACCUGGAAAUUUCUGCACAAAGCAGAAAGGGAUCACAAAUUGGAAUCAGAUGUGGGAGAAGGAUCAUUAUCUGGGAUCCCUGGUUAUCUGGGACCUGGGAUUUUCCUGCAGGUUCCCUGACUGGGCUGACCUGUACAGAGCCAGGUGCUGAUGGGGAAGGUAAACAUAUCUGCAGAUCUAAGUGCUUAUAGAGGCAGGCCAGCCUGGGGACAAGAAUUACUCUGGUAGCACUGGAUGUCUGGUCUGCUCAAGAACUUUGUAUUUCAGAUAUAUGGAGAACAUUUCCAGGUAUAUAGGCAGUUUUCAUGAUGACACUGGGUAGGGUAAGUGGGGAAGAGCAAUCUGAACUGUAUUAAUUAUUCUUGUGUGACUCUCAGUGGCAUGAUUCUGUGGGGCACCGGAGCACUGCAGCAGAUCAGCAAGACCCUGUCUCUAGGAUCUCUGUGUUGUUCCCAGCUAACAGAGAGACAGUUUGCUAGAUUAGGCAUUCACCCCCAUCACAUAACAUACUCUGCUGCUGACAGAGUACCAUUCACCCUUGUAGGGACACUGCUCUCCUGCACAGAGCCAGGGUCACACAAUAUCAGGGACAGUUUGCUGCACAGAGCCAGAUGUCUCUGAGAAAAAGAGCAAAACAAUUAAUGUAAGGCCAUCUCACCUGGACUAGGAUUUCUGCUGUAUGCAUCAAUAAGCUGUUUACAUCCUCUCUGUAGGGGAAGACACCCUGUGCAGACAGAUUUGUUCUAUAUGAGGUCAAAAUUGGCCGUAGAUGGGCUAAAUUGCCUGUGUGGAGGAAGGUAGGAUGGAGAUGAGAUAUUAGAGGGACAUCUUGGAAAUUGGACUAGGCCAAGUCUUCACUCCAUAUUUAGGGUUGAAUAUAAGUCAAUAUAGAUAUAUAACUGUGUAACAUAGCUCCUGUACAGCAUAUAGAAAAUUUAACAUUCAUACAGUUUGGGAAGUGGUUAGAAGCCUUUCUGUUGCUUGCUUUCAGCAGGGUCAGGAAGAGGUGCUCCUGUCCAGGAGAACACUGUUUUAAUGCUAAAGUCUAUAUAAUGCGUAUUAAAGGAAAAUUUAUUUCCUAUUAUUCUUGGCAACUCUCAUGUCUCUGGGUUUAUUUGUCUCUUGCUAUAUUUCCUCCAGAUUUGUGGGGAAACUUGACUCCAGCCCAAAUCUGUCAUUUGGACCUUUUUAUUCCCUGCUAACCUAGUCCUUUGCUGCCACCCUCCCUUCACUCGUGAAUCACAGGUCUUCCUGGGAAGUCAUUAUUUUUUCUAGAGAAACAUAAGAUUUGCUCCAGCACUUUUUUUCCUGUGCAUAGCUCUGAUAGAUUUUCCUGACAGUUGGUAGCUGCUGAAUACAAGAAUAAGUCCUCCGAGCCCAUUAAAUUUGUGCUGAAAACACAUAUUUUCACUGUGCAUGUGCCAUGACUUUCUGGUGGGGAAUUAACAUCUCCAAGUAAAAUGGUAAGGUGACUGAAAUAA